Solanum verrucosum is the source of this 808-nucleotide messenger RNA. RefSeq names its product F-box protein SKIP8-like. Lineage: Eukaryota; Viridiplantae; Streptophyta; Magnoliopsida; Solanales; Solanaceae. Gene Ontology annotation, molecular function: protein binding. The record is from RefSeq and is a predicted model, not a curated record. Bases 97 to 765 code for a protein of 222 amino acids. The transcript has 2 exons.
UCCUAGGGACGCAUUGAAUUCAGAGGAUACAUAGCUUCAGCUCAUUCCAAUAUCAAUGGUCUUCAGACUGAUCACCGCCUUUCUUCAGCUUUUCAAAUGCAAUUCAAUGCAGUUUCAACUGGCCGAAUUAAAAUAGGAUCUGGAUAUUUUCCUGGACAUGGUGCUUUUGAUUCAAGAAGUGGAACUUUCACACCUUUUAGGCAAGGCCCUCAUUCACAUUCACUGAGACCAUGCCGUGUCAUGAGUGAGGAUUCUGAAGGAACUUUGAGCGGUGAAAACAUCUUGCUAAAUGAGGAAAGCUUGGCACAGGAUCUAAAGACUGCUAUUAAAGAGGAGAACUAUGCCCGAGCAGCAAAGAUUAGGGAUAGCCUCCGGCUACUCCAGGAGGAUAGUAAGGCCUCUGUACUAGCAGCAAAUGCCCGCUUUUACAACUCUUUCAGACAUGGAAACUUAGCUGCAAUGCAAACCCUUUGGUCAAAAGGUGAGAAUGUUUGCGUCGUGCACCCUGGUGUUAGCGGCAUAACUGGGUAUGAUCUCGUAAUGGGAAGCUGGGAGUUUGUCUGGGCAGAAUAUGACUUCCCACUUGAUAUCGAGAUCAGGGAUGUUCAAGUCCAUGUUAGAGGUGAUAUCGGGUAUGUUACAUGCAUUGAGAUGGUCAAAACUAAAGGCAGCAGCUGGGGAAAACAAUUUGCUACCAAUGUUUUCGAGAAGGUUGAUGGACAAUGGUGUAUGCGUAUUCAUCAUGCAUCGUAUAUCGACUUGUAAAAUGUGAAAAAUAAAGUUCCUUUAGAGGUUGUGGAUAUUAAGU